AUGGACAGUUCUCUUUCCAUCUUGCAUUAUUUCAUCGCCGUCUUCACCCUACUUAAAAUCACUCCUUGUGCUCGAGCUCUAGAUGUGGACGCGCUGCGCGGAGCAUUGACAGACGCUGAAGUAGUGGCAGUAUUCCGGGACGAUCCAGGCUAUGUGAAUGCCAGUUCAGCUUAUAACUUGCGUUACGACAUCUCGCCAAUCGUCAUUGCCUACCCCUCAACGCCGCAGCAAGUGAGCGCUGUUGUUCAAGCGGGAGGUGCUCAAAAGCUUGCCGUCACGGCUCGCAGCGGCGGACAUAGCUACAUCGCAGCUGGACUCGGUGGUAAAGACGGCGCGCUUGUGGUUGACAUGGGCAGCUUCAAUGAGACCAGCGUGAAUGAGACGGACAAUACAGCCAACGUCGGCGCCGGCGUGCUUCUGGGGGACUUAGCUCUGGCCUUGAAUGAGUACGGCCGGGCGCUGCCUCAUGGCCGAUGUCCUACUGUAGGGGACCUCCCCCGAAUAAACAAACCUCCUCCUCCUCCUCCUCCGUCGCGUAUGUGGGGCAUGUUGCUUGAUCACAUCGUCUCCGCGACCGUCGUCCUCUCCGACGGGUCCAUCGUCACGGCGUCAGAAUUAGAAAACGCGGACCUCUUCUGGGCCAUCCGAGGAGCGGGUCCUUCUUUCGGUAUCGUGAUCGAGUUUGUCUUCGCUACCGAGCUCAUCCCGCUCGGUGGUACGACUUUCCGCUACGGAUGGAACCUUACAGCCGUAGACGCAAUCCAUGCGCUCGCCACAUUUCAAGACUUCGUCGAAAGCGAUAUCCCCCCGGCCUUUGGGGCGCAACUGAACUUCAACAAGAGCACGGUGGUGGGGUAUGUCAAUAUGGAAUACUUUGGCGAGCAUUGGGGUCAUCCGACGACCCUCGACGAAACCAAUGAACGCUUCUUGGAUAAGCUGCCUCCUCCCGAUAGUGUGGACAGCUUCUGCGGCGAUUGGAUCGCUGUCCUGAACGCGUCGGCUUGGGGAGAUCUCAACACAAGCGCCACGCCUCCUCAGCAUAGCACCUUCUACAUCAAGUCCCUCAUGGUUCCGGAGGCGGAAGGCCUCAGUCCAACGGCUGUAGGCGCGUUUGUUCAAUACCUGACAGACGAACGUAGUGUCACUUCGGACCUGUCAUGGUUUGUGGAGAUUGAACUAUACGGCGGUAGCGGUUCUGCGAUCAACACCGUCGGCACAGACAAGACGGCUUUCCCUCAUCGCGACAAGGUAUUCACCAUGCAAUUGGCUGCGCUGUCGCCGAACGACCGACCACCGUACCCUGACGAUGGAUUUUCCUUUCUGGAUGACCUGGUCAACGCUGUAAUCGAAAGCGAGCCUUCUGGCUGGCCGUAUGGUGCAUACGCAAAUUAUGCUGAUGCUCGACUACAGAAUUGGCGAACACUCUACUUCGGCGACAAUUAUCAGGAGCUCUCUCGAAUGAAGACGCUUUACGAUCCCACCAAUAUUUUCCGAUCUCCGCUCUCUGUCGAAAUGGAUAUACUCUGAAGCAAUGCAUAUCAUGAAGCUCAACAGUGCUCGCCAAACAAGAUCAUGUUGAUCGUC
Schizophyllum commune H4-8 is the source of this 1584-nucleotide messenger RNA. RefSeq names its product FAD-binding domain-containing protein. The record is from RefSeq and is a predicted model, not a curated record. The coding region runs from base 1 to 1527 and encodes 508 amino acids. Gene Ontology annotation, molecular function: FAD binding; oxidoreductase activity. Lineage: Eukaryota; Fungi; Basidiomycota; Agaricomycetes; Agaricales; Schizophyllaceae. The transcript has 8 exons.